This is a messenger RNA of Ipomoea triloba (trilobed morning glory), 1438 nucleotides long. Its product is annotated as melanoma-associated antigen F1. Gene Ontology annotation, cellular component: nucleus. NCBI's taxonomy places the organism in Eukaryota, Viridiplantae, Streptophyta, Magnoliopsida, Solanales, Convolvulaceae. Bases 173 to 877 code for a protein of 234 amino acids. The transcript has 7 exons. The record is from RefSeq and is a predicted model, not a curated record.
AGCCCUAAUUUCGACCCGGAAAACCGUACCAGUACCACUCCCCUACCUAGCCCUUGACACUUCCUUUCUUGUCAUCCAUUGCAGAAGAAAAGCUCCAAUGCAUAAUUGAAGCCUCUCGCAGAGUUGAAAACAAGCCAAGCCAACUACUUUGAAGCUAAAUUAUCAGUCGAAGAUGUCUGGUUCCUUCGAGGAUUUCGCUCAAUUCGACAUCUCCGUCGAGGAAAAGGACAAGCUCGUCGGAGAAGUAAUACGCUACGUGUUGUUCAAGACUGAGCAAAGCUCCGGCUGUCCGAUAAAGAGGGAGGACUUGACUCAAUUGAUCACCGGCAAAAACUACCGGCAGAGGAAUCUCCCUGCUUUUAUUAUCAAUGAGGCUAGGAAGAAGCUCGAGGAAAUCUUCGGUUACGAAAUGAAGGAGCUUCAGCGCGCCCGUUCGUCCACCACCAAUCGCUACUCGCAGCAAGCCACUGCUGAUGCAAAAUCAUAUAUUCUCAUCGGUAAGUUACCUCCAAAAGCCUACAAGGAGUGUGUGGAGGAUAAGAGCAAAUCACAUGUUACUGGUUUCACAUUUGUGGUCAUGAGUAUUAUUUAUCUUGCCGGAGGCAACAUAACACAGGAAGAUCUUUGGCGUCAUUUGAGACGGUUGGGUCUGAUGGAAACUGAUGAAAGCCAUCCUGUCCUUGGUAACCUCAAACAGACAUUGGAGGCCCUUGUUCAGCAAAGAUAUGUGCAUAAAGAGAAAGUCAAUGGCCCUGAAGGAAAUGUUAUACAUUAUGAGCUUGCUGAGAGAGCUCUAGAUGAGGAUAUUAAUAAUAGAAUGAAAGAGUAUAUAUCCAAGAUUGUGCAAAAGGAUAUUAACACAGUGGAUGUUGAUUAGCUAUUUCUGCUGGCUGGAACGUGCGUUUGGAAAUUACUAGUGUUUUUGAUCUAUCUAGGAAGAAUGUAGCACGGUGGAUGUAUUUUUGUGUUUCUAUUACUCUUUGAGGAAAGGAUGCCCUGUGUGGUGGCAUUUUGUUUCUUCUGUUGCUGUAAAUGUCUACCUUGUUGCCAAAGUGUUUAGUUUUGUGAAAUUUCCUUCUCAGCACUCUCCUUAUUUAAUACAGCUAUUGUGAAAGUAUGAUAUAUCUGCGAGAACAGCAGUAGGAGAAUAUUUUCAUGGUAGUCCUGACCUCAAUGAUGCUUCUACCCAUUUUUCCAACUUGUUGGCUCAUUGCGGAUAUGCAGUGUUGGCCUUUUUGGUUUUUUGUCUGUCAUCAGCAUUUUGAACAAACUGAGGAUGUGCAGGCAUGUGCUGGUGUUGCAUUCCUUGAAAAUGCCAAAGAUUAAGAAUGAAUUACUCGAAUAUGGUUGCAGUUCACAUGAAAGAGCAAGCAGGAACUUCUUUAAGUUGCAGAGGAUGAUUAUUAUUCAUCAUCAAAAGAGAAGAGAAGAAGAAAUG